GAGGCGCUGGUGCACCGCGGCGAGGACACCUCCGACCGCCCACCUGCGGUCGUCUAUGAGCACCUGGGCUACGGGCCACACGCAGAAGGGGUGAUCCUGGCACGGUACGGGCGCGCGUGGCGGGAGCAGCGACGCUUCUCCCUGUCCACCCUGCGCAACUUCGGCCUGGGCAAGAAGUCCCUGGAGCAGUGGGUGACUGAGGAGGCCUCGUACCUCUGUGCCGCCUUCGAUGACCAGGCCGGACGGCCCUUCAGCCCCGACGCCCUCCUGAAUAAAGCGGUGACCAACGUGAUCGCCUCCCUGACCUUCGGGCGCCGCUUCGAGUACAAAGACCCGCUCUUCCUCAAGCUCCUGGACCUAACAGAGGAGGGAGUGAAGGAGGAGUCAGGCUUCCUCCGCCAGGUGCUGGAAGCGAUCCCUGUGUUCCUGCACAUCCCGGGGGUGGCUGCCAAGGUCUUUCCUGGGCAGAGGGCCUUCAUGGCCCAGGUGGAUGAGCUGCUUGCUGAGCACAGGAUGACCCGGGACCCGACGCAGCCUCCUCGAGACCUGACUGACGCCUUCCUGGACGAGGUCGCGAAGGCCAAGGGGAGCCCUGAGAGCAGCUUCAGUGAUGACAACCUGCGCCUGGUGGUGGCUGAUCUUUUCACUGCCGGGAUGGUGACCACCUCGACCACGCUGGCCUGGGCCCUCCUGCUUAUGAUCCUGCACCCGGAUGUGCAGCGCCGUGUCCAACAGGAGGUCGAUGAGGUGAUAGGGCAGGCGCGGCGACCAGAGAUGGGGGACCAGGCCCACAUGCCCUUCACCAUGGCCGUGGUCCACGAGGUUCAGCGCUUUGGGGACAUCAUCCCACUGGGCUUGUCCCACAUGACGUCCCGUGACAUUGAAGUGCAGGGCUUCCUCAUUCCCAAGGGGACCACGCUCAUCACCAACCUGUCAUCAGUGCUGAAGGAUGAGACCGUCUGGAAGAAGCCCUUCCGCUUCCACCCCGAGCAC
Molecule: messenger RNA, 993 nt
Organism: Equus quagga
Lineage: Eukaryota; Metazoa; Chordata; Mammalia; Perissodactyla; Equidae
Product: cytochrome P450 2D14-like
Exons: 7
Biological process (GO): xenobiotic metabolic process; arachidonate metabolic process
Cellular component (GO): cytoplasm; intracellular membrane-bounded organelle
Molecular function (GO): iron ion binding; oxidoreductase activity, acting on paired donors, with incorporation or reduction of molecular oxygen, reduced flavin or flavoprotein as one donor, and incorporation of one atom of oxygen; heme binding
Source: RefSeq, a predicted model, not a curated record